Messenger RNA from Pieris macdunnoughi, 645 nucleotides. The record is from the annotation of a GenBank genome assembly. Lineage: Eukaryota; Metazoa; Arthropoda; Insecta; Lepidoptera; Pieridae.
AUGUAUAUACUUGUGGUGUUCAACAUAUUAUCAACCGUGAGCAGCCAAGACCUCCAAAUAUUCCCAGACAUAUCUGAUCUCUUCGAAACAUUUAACCAAUCUUCCAAUAUUGCCCCACAAGGAGACAUUAUAAUAAAAAAUAUUACGAUCGAUGUUGAAAAGAUCGACAUUGAAAAGCUAAAAAAGAAAUUAAAUAUGAGUGUGAAAAUUGAUUUUCCAAGAAUGAACGAUACCAGGAGAUUAGGCUGGCACGGUGGUUAUUACGAAUGGCAGGAAGCCUCUCAGUACGAGGUGAAGCUGAAGGUUUUAGACCUUAUGUUGCAAUUCAUCUACAUGGCUAGACAUAAAGUGAAACGCCUAGAAGCUGAGCGGUAUUUUAACCCUAAAGAUACUUCGUAUCGUAUCGCAUUUCUUUACAGACGUCUGAUACGUAUUUUUAAGAGGAUGAACGAUAUAUAUAGCACCAUGUGCAAGAUUAAAGAAAGAAAAUCACUUAACAUGGAACAUCAACUAUUCCUGCAUCACAAGUCUGCGAAACUCCAUGUAGACUUCCUCUACCUUUGGUGGGUGCUUGUGAAGUUACACGAGAAAUAUUCUCUAGCUCAUGGGAUACCUAAUGUUGUACCUGACAAAUAUAUGCCAUAA